Molecule: messenger RNA, 1795 nt
Organism: Anguilla anguilla (European eel)
Lineage: Eukaryota; Metazoa; Chordata; Actinopteri; Anguilliformes; Anguillidae
Product: proline-rich transmembrane protein 2
Exons: 5
Coding region: 410-1096 (228 amino acids)
Cellular component (GO): membrane
Source: RefSeq, a predicted model, not a curated record
UCCCAUCUCCCAUCUCCACCCGGGUCCAGUUAGAAUCACACCCUUCGCGCAGCGCGCUAGAAGAUGCCAGAGCCAAGGUAGCUGACUGGAAUGCGCUUCCCUGCGACUGUGUCCUGGUCGAAUGUUUUUCAUCAAGGUUUACAGAAUUUAAAUCCAUAAAACCAAAAAAACCGACGGUUUCUCGGUCACUCAGCGUAACGUUUUUUUGUAUUUAAAAAAAAAUCGAUCAGCAAAUAAUCUAUCAGAGGAACAUUUUUCCUGGAAAAGAAAUUACUUGUUUUAAAUAUAUAUAUAUAUAUAUGGUGAAAAUAAAUGGUAUGGCAAUCCAGAUUCUGGUGAUAUUUAACUCAGUAUAAGGUGUCAAAUUAAGAAGAAGAAGAAGAAGAAGAAGAAGCACAGACUGACCGCCAUGGCUGUGAACACCAAUACCGCACAGCCCCCUCUGUCCCCCAGCGCUGUCCCUGCUGUCCUGGAGGAGGAACUGCGGGCUCAGUCGGCGAGCCUGGAGCCCGGCCCCGCCCCUGUCACCCUGCAGCCCGUGAGGGAGGAGCAAAGCCCCGCGCCUGGCACACCCUCCCAGGAGCAUGUCCAGGCUCAGGAGGACCUGAUGAUCAUGGUGAACGAGGAGGCGAACAAAAGUAACGGCGUGUACCCGGGACCCGCGGAUUCGCCCCCGCCCUCGUCCCGCUCCUCGCCUCCGCGGCAGCAGCAGCAGCAGCCCAAAUCCCACGCCUACCCCAACGGCAGGAUCCGGGGGAGCAGCCGGUCCGGGUCGCUGGCCUCCAUGAUGGCCUCGCCCCGCCCCUCCCUGUCGCGGCAGCCCAGCACCAUCACCGAGGGGAUGGGCGACGGCAGCAAGGCGCACGACUACCUGUUCCUGGCCAUCCUGUCCUGCUUCUGCCCCAUGUGGCCCUUCAACAUCGUAGCCUUGGCUUACUCUGUUAUGUCCCGUAACAGCCUGCAGCUGGGCAAUGUGGACGGGGCUCGCCGUCUGGGCCGAGUGGCCAAGGUGCUGUCCAUCUUCUCGCUGGUGGGCGGGGUCAUCAUCAUCAUCACCCUCCUCGUCGUCAACUGGGGGCUUAUAUUGAAGUCUUGACCUGGACUUAUGGAGAAACCGCCAAUCACACCAUUUCCACCAUUUUCCCUUGAGAUUUCCAUACUGUUCCCAUGCUAUGCUGUUCUACUCUUCAAAUAAGAAAACCUGCAAAUCCAAGUGUGGAUGGUCUACUGGUCCAUAAGACGAGCACCACAAGAGGACCUUUGACUGCCUGAAGAUCAGACUAAUACAAGAUAUUCCAUUCAGGACCCCAUAAUGCAGGACCCCAAAAUUCAGGACCCCGCCAUUCCGGACCCCAUAAUUCAGGACCCCGCCAUUCCGGACCCCAUAAUUCAGGACCCCGCCAUUCCGGACCCCAAAAUUCAGGACCCCAUAAUGCAGGACCCCAUAAUUCAGGACCCCAAAAUUCAGGACCCCAUAAUUCAGGACCCCGCCAUUCCGGACCCCGCCAUUCAGACAGUGCAUGUCAAUUACGGAACAGCACGAUCUUCUCAGCACAGCUACUGGCUUUCCUGUCAUCACCCGACCCAAGGCCUGCAAGACUCAUCCAUUUUCACACUCCAAAUGCAUGGCUUAGCACAAAAACGUAACAAAAAAACUACUCCUGAACGUCCUUCUCGUGCCAAAAUUUGCGUGGAACACAUUUAGAGGUGUGGACAGAGAGAGAGAGAGAGAGAGAGAGAGAGCGGGACGCACGCAUCACACACACCUGCGAGUGUGAGCUGAGAAAAGGAGGAA